AUAAUUUGAUUCGAUCCACUUCAGCUUGAAGACUAACCACAUCUCCAAAGAGAGAGAGAGUUAAAAAUAAAUCCAUCAAAGAGCAAAAGGGGGAGAAGGAGAGAGAUUGAGAAGCCUUCAGAUCUGUGCCUGGCUAAAUUAGGGUUUGAGUAGCAGCAUGUCUUCUCCGUUUUAUUCUCCGACAAAUAUGCAGCAAGACAUCGGUCAGUCUCCUCCUGGGUUUGAUAAUGAACCAGUUCCAGUGAGUACCUACCAAGACACCGAGCCUGUCCCGCUCUCAACUUAUCACGAAAACGAACCUAACGGUAACCAACCCGAAGCCACUCAGCAAGAGCUCGACGACUUCUGGGAAAACGGUUUCAACAGAGAAGAGGCCAUUCAAGAGCCCAAGGAAAACGGAAAGAGGAGGAGCGUAGACAACACCUCUUUCGCUCCUGGUGAAACCGAUCUCAACCAACUCCCACCCAUCCCGCCUGUUUCAACCGGUCAAGGUCCUCCCUACGCCCCUGUUGACUGGCCUAGCCCUGGUGAUGUUUGGACUUGGAGAGUCGGGAGGAGAGUGACUGCUCUUGGCUUCCAUCAAGACAGGUUCUUGAUUCUCCCUCAGCGGCUUCAGCAGAGGAAUGUCCCAAAGUCUUUCGCCAGCAAACCUGCUCUCGCUCGUUAUAUCCAAAUGAGUUUCCCUGAGAUGGAUGCUGAUGCCUUCUUUGCUUCCUUUAGCUGGAAGAUCCCUGCUCUCUUCCAGCCUGCUGACAAAGUUGAUGAUGCUGCGUCUCUCUUUGAGGAGACACCAAAGGAAGUAAAGACCGAAGGAGCUGCUCCAAGUGAUAAAGAAGGAAACUCCAGAUACAGCCAGAGGAAGAGGAACCCUAUGCCCACGUUUGAAUCCGUUGUAGAGAAACCUAAAGCCACCAAGAAGAAGAAAGGCGCAAAAACUCCUGGCACCACCACUGGACCUCAAUCCUCUACCAAACCGAAACCAUCUCGGCAAUCUUCGAGACGCUCUUCGAACCAGCAGAGCGGUGGUGCAGUGGAGUUAAACCUCCAGAGCGAGGAGGAGGGAGGUGGACCCGCUACUGCACCAAACACUAGUGGCAGGAGAAAGAAACGCAGAGUUAACGUUGAGGAGGAAGACGUUUCCAUCCCUCACAUCUACGUCUCUCCAAUGAACGGUGUCCUCGCUGUCUCUCACGAGCCUAUCGAUGUCGACCCGAUAGAGUUCGACAGCUACCUCAACUCUCUUGAAAACCUUCUUCACCAAGGUCCAGAAGAUGCUGGAACAGAGUCCUCUGUUCUUGUAAGGGCAAGCUCUCCAAUGAGAGAGUACGAAUGGGCUGAAGCUCGUAUGAAGAUCUCGUCUCUUCUAGAGAAGGACUUCCCUACUCUGUUCACCUCCAAGGACGCUGCGGAGAUAGCAGCGUUAGCGACUAAGCUGAGGAAAGAUCCUAACCUCUCCGCUGAGGAGAUAGUGAGGCUGAAGCUCAUGGAAGAGAUUCCAACGUUCAGCGAAGUGUUUCAGGAGAACAAAGCUGUGAUCGAAGAAGCAGACAGGUUCUUCUCUGCGCUGGAGCUCAACAAAGCCAAAGUAGCUUCGCUUAAGUACGAGUACAGCGAUCUGAAGCACAAGCUAGGGAGUAUCCAGAUAGAAGUCGACGAGAACUCUGAGGCGAUCCGCCAGAUCGAUGAACAGAUGGCUCAGCUUCAAGCGAGAAGGAAUGAGCUGAAGAAGUACAUAGGUAGCAAGGAGAAGGAGAAGGUUGAUCUGAGCUACGGACAGAAGAUGGUGGCGAACUCGAUUCCUAAAGUGGUGCAGGAAGUUCAAGCGGCGAACUCGAAGAAGCCUGAGUGGGAGUGCAAGAAGGAGAAUGCUCUGAAGCGUGAGGAAGAGAUCCUCUCUAAGUUCAAUCCACUCAAAGGCUUCUUCCUCUAAAAGAAAUCAAAAUCUGGCAGUCUUACCUUUUAGCCAGAGUCUUGUUGUAUUAUCAUUAAGUAGCGGCUUCUUUUUUAUUUUUGUGGCAGACUUGUUGAAACCUUUCCUAGGCUUUUGGGGUUUUUAUGCUUAUGUAUGCGUUAUGUUGGAUGUACUUUGGAAACUUUCAGUUAGUUGUAAGCGACAACUAUUGCUCUUUUGAUGGAGACUGGUUCUUCAUGA
Molecule: messenger RNA, 2152 nt
Organism: Brassica rapa (field mustard)
Lineage: Eukaryota; Viridiplantae; Streptophyta; Magnoliopsida; Brassicales; Brassicaceae
Source: RefSeq, a predicted model, not a curated record